GAUUUUCUGAACUUCGAAUUUCUGUGAGCACGCAGCUGUUGCGUCGAACUCUGACGGGACGUGAGAAUUCUUCGAGAAUGCACUUACGGGUUUGAGGAGUCCCCCGAUGUUCUCUCUGUGAUCAUCAGCGAUUGAGUUCUUGAUAAUGGUGAUAAUGUUCAACGAUGUCUCAGGUCUAUGAGGAGUUGGCUCUGAAAAGCAGACGUCUUCAGAAGUUGUUCGGUGAGAUCGAGCAACAAUUCGAUCAGCCGGAUGUGACCUCAGUGGAAUCCUUCCGACUCACCGAGAGUUUAGGCGUCAAAAUCGACGUGACUUCAAAGGAGCCGCUCAUCGUCAGCAGCGUCCUGCAGCAAGCGAAGUAUUCCACCGAAAAUGGAGCAUUAACGGCUCAGAUAAAAUCUCUGAAGGAAUCAUCUCCAAUCGGGGUCAGCGUCGGAAACUCGCCGGCGGGCGUCCUCAGACCCAGUCAGCUGCAUAAGAAAGUUCUUCCGGAGCUGCUUAAAGCCGAUCUGUGGAACCGCGCUAUUCUCGAGAAAGGAAAGCUGGCUGAGGUCCUGGCUCUAGUCAGUGGGUACAAGCAAGUGGAAAAAGACGGAGUCAAAUAUUUCUUCGAUGAGGAUCUCGAUUGGCUGAUCCAGGAGGACGCGAACGCUGUCACCGUCUACGGAAAGUCUGAGAAGUACGGUCUCCUCAAAGAAGUUCGAGAAAAGAUCGCAACGGGGAACCCGGCGAACGCAUUCGAAUCUCUACGAACUUGCCUAGCCGCCGAGAUCGAUCUCCUUGAGAGAGCGCUCUCUUCACCCUCAUUCACGCAUCAGCGUCGAGAGCUCAUGUCACUCGAGCUAGCGACCGACACCAUUGCCGCGGAGUUCCUAGAUUGACU
Galendromus occidentalis (western predatory mite) is the source of this 883-nucleotide messenger RNA. RefSeq lists its product as uncharacterized. The transcript has 3 exons. Lineage: Eukaryota; Metazoa; Arthropoda; Arachnida; Mesostigmata; Phytoseiidae. The record is from RefSeq and is a predicted model, not a curated record. The coding region runs from base 165 to 881 and encodes 238 amino acids.